Emiliania huxleyi CCMP1516 is the source of this 1017-nucleotide messenger RNA. RefSeq lists its product as hypothetical. The coding region runs from base 98 to 694 and encodes 198 amino acids. The record is from RefSeq and is a predicted model, not a curated record. The transcript has a single exon. Lineage: Eukaryota; Haptophyta; Isochrysidales; Noelaerhabdaceae.
GAUGGGCUGUCCACCCCGCCCCCACUUGCCCUGACUACACAGGAUAGCGUGCCCCGACAAACGGCGACACAUAGCGGGGGACACUGCGCCGGGGGGUAUGCCUAACUUUGGUGCUUUGUGUGGGUCGCGUUCCCAUGGUAGCUGUGUGGCUGAAGCCCUCGUGCCGCUGGCUUGCCCCUUCCAGCGGCUGGCCCCUCGAGACUGUCGGUGCUUGGCGGGAGGAGGGGGAGAGGGAGGCCCGGUGGGAGGAGAGGGAGAGGGAGGCCCGGUGGGAGGGGAGGGAGAGGGAGGCCGUCUUGGGCUCUUCUCCUCCCCCCUCCCUGGGCUCUUCUCCUCUCCCCACCCUGGGCUCUUCUCCCCUCCUCCCUGGUACUCUCGGCCUGAUUACCGGAGCGACUGCCAGAGCAGACGCUGGGGGGACACUCGCGCCCGGAGGCGGUACGCACGACCCGGAGGCGUGGGGAUGGGGGGGGGCCGCGCCGCCGCCGCCGUGCCGCCUUCUCCCGCUUUGACCUCCCCCAGCUGCUUCUCCUCAAAUCAACCUGUGAGCUUGCGAGGCGGCGGGGGUGGGAGUGCUCUCGGGCGGCGUGUGCGAGCGCGCGCGGCGCGAGAUCUUUUUCGCGAGGGCACGGUGGGUCGGGUGAGUAUCUCGCGCGCUCGCACUAUUUUACGUUAUAUCAAGCACUGCCUUUGAUGCCUUUGCAAGAACCGCCAGCGGCGGUGGUCGAACCGGUUCGCGGUUCGAGCCGGGACCUUUUUGGCUCCCGGUUCGGAACUCGCUUGGAGGGUUGCUUCGCUCUCGCGGAGCGAGCGCGGGCGCGUGGGUGCGUGUGCGCAUGCGCUGCUGCAAGGCGAGGCGAGGCGCGGGGCGGCGCGGCGCGGCGAGGCGGGCGGCGGCGGCGCGCGGUCGUUCUUUUUGCCCGGGUGAGGCGUGGCUUGCGCGCCGCGCGGUGAUGACGCAGCACGCUGAAAAGUCCUUGGUGAGCCACCGCGGUGGCGGCGAGCCAAAGCAAGCCG